This is a messenger RNA of Amborella trichopoda, 1540 nucleotides long. Its product is annotated as DNA-directed RNA polymerases II, IV and V subunit 3. The record is from RefSeq and is a predicted model, not a curated record. Gene Ontology annotation, biological process: transcription by RNA polymerase II. Gene Ontology annotation, molecular function: DNA binding; protein dimerization activity. Gene Ontology annotation, cellular component: RNA polymerase II, core complex. Lineage: Eukaryota; Viridiplantae; Streptophyta; Magnoliopsida; Amborellales; Amborellaceae.
UCGUGAGGCACAAUGAACAAGCGUUGGUCGCAUGCACCCCAGUGAAGGCGCCAAAGCAAGGGGUUUACGACGGAAGGCAGAUAAAUCUCCCUCUCUCUCUCUAACCCCUUGCUCUGUGUUUCCUGCUUGUUGGCUUGCUCGAGAUAGAAGGAAAUCCCUCUCUCUCUAGAAAUCUCUUGUUUGGUUGGAGUAAAACUCAGAGAAAGAAUGGAAGGUGUGUCGUACCAGAGGUUCCCAAAGGUGAAGAUCAGAGAGAUGAAGGACGACUACCUGAAAUUCGAGCUCAGAGAGACGGACCCCAGCAUGGCCAACGCCCUCCGGCGCAUUAUGCUUGCAGAGGUUCCCACCAUAGCCAUUGACCUGGUGGAGAUCGAAGCCAACUCAUCUGUCCUUAACGAUGAGUUUCUUGCCCAUCGCCUUGGGCUCAUUCCCCUCACCAGUGAGAAAGCCAUGUCCAUGAGGUUUUCUCGAGACUGUGAUGCCUGUGAUGGAGAUGGCCAGUGCGAGUACUGUUCUGUGGAAUUCCAAUUGAGCGUGAAGUGUGAUUCUGAUCAAACCCUAGAUGUUACCAGCGCCGACCUUGUAAGUUCUGACAUCCAUGUGAUACCUGUUGAUGUGGCUGGUCGAGGCAUGGACUCCAAUGGAUUUGACGCUUCUGAGCAAAGGGGUAUUAUAAUUGUCAAGCUGCGCCGUGGGCAAGAAUUGAGGCUUAGAGCUAUAGCUAGAAAGGGUAUUGGUAAAGACCAUGCGAAAUGGUCACCAGGUGCAACAGUAACUUUUAUGUACGAACCAGAGAUUCACAUCAAUGACGAUUUAAUGGAAACAUUAUCACUUGACGAGAAAAGAGAAUGGGUUGAAAGUAGCCCAACCAGAGUCUUUGACAUUGAUCCAAAUACCCACCAGGUAGUCGUGGUGGAUCCUGAAGCAUACACUUAUGAUGAUGAAGUGAUCAAGAAAGCAGAAGCGAUGGGAAAGCCAGGGCUCGUGGAGAUUUAUGCGAGGGAAGACAGCUUCAUCUUCACCGUCGAAUCCACGGGUGCAAUCAAAGCCUCUCAAUUAGUGAUCAAUGCAAUUGAAGUCUUGAAGCAGAAAUUGGAUGCUGUCCGUCUUUCUCUGGACACUGAAGAAGGUGAUGAACAGUUUGGCGAACUAGGUGCACACAUGCGAGGUGGAGGGAUAUGAUAAAAGAAUUUCUGGUGCCUAUGGACUCUCUCUCAUGCCCAUAAUGAUGCAUUCUUGCCUAGGGCCUUGAGACCUGGACUUUUGGGGAGCAAGUAGUUUACCCUGUUCAAUCUUUUACUCUGACAACUAAGGUAUUACUCAUUGACUCAAAUGCUCCCACUUGAGAGCUAUAACAUGUGGAAACAUCUUUUGCGCAAGAAAAAUUUGAGAGGCUGAGAUUCAGAACCGUUUGGCUCGUUUAUCUUGGUUGGAGUUGGAAAGAUCACAUUCUGUUUCAAAUUUAACUACCCUGGGCAUACAAAACAUGAUUUUGGAUAGGACCCAUUUGUGUGAUAUGGAAAGGCACAGAUUUUUCAUA